Molecule: messenger RNA, 1096 nt
Organism: Mucor mucedo
Lineage: Eukaryota; Fungi; Mucoromycota; Mucoromycetes; Mucorales; Mucoraceae
Product: ribosomal protein S10 domain-containing protein
Exons: 4
Coding region: 453-959 (168 amino acids)
Biological process (GO): translation
Cellular component (GO): small ribosomal subunit; mitochondrion; ribosome
Molecular function (GO): structural constituent of ribosome
Source: RefSeq, a predicted model, not a curated record
GUUUUGGCUUUUUAUUCAAUUUUAUUACUAAUUCAAGACGAUGACGAUUAUUCAACAGAUUGUAUUGGCUGAGAGAAAAACAAAGGGUAGUGCAAAGAAGAGCAUUAUUGGGUCACACCUUUCAAGUUUCAAAUUUCGUCUUACUUUUUGAAGGCUACGGUAUGUACUCUUUCUUCUAUUAAUGCUAUUCCCCUACGUACCUUUGUAGUGGUUUUUUUAGCUGACACCUUGAGCAACAAUAAACAUGUUUGUGUGACUGCCCUGAAAUAACAAAAUUGCAGAAAAAAGAAGGCGGCUGUUCAACAAUGCGUAAGAAAACAAGAGUCACCUGCGAUCCGGGGGGUGAGCGUUAAUUGGUGAGUGGCUUCGCAGGGUGUUUAAAACAAAAAAAAAGGAAGACCCCCAAGCUUGGUCGACUAAUCUUUUAUUCUCCCCCUGAACUAUAUAGCAACAUGGCAUCUAGAAUUAUCAGAAGCACGCCUAGAUUCGUCCCAGCAACCCGCACUUUAACCACCGCUGUUGAAAGUAAACCCGUUCUCGAAUUACCUAAAGCCACCGAGACAGCUACCGAAUUCAGUGAAGUCUUUGAAGUUCCUAAGCGUAUCACACCUACCCAUGAUAUUCCUGUAUGCAAUCUUCAAAUGAGAGGAUAUCUUCCUCAACAACUGGAUUUUUUUGCGGAUUUUGCACGUCGUGCAGCUUUCCAUAUGGGUAUGCCUUGUUCUGGCACAGUUCCAUUGCCAACCCAAACUUCACAUUGGACAGUGAUUAGAUCACCUUUUGUUCACAAAAAAUCACAAGAGAAUUUCGAAAGAAAGACACACAAGAGAUUACUUCAAAUCAAAGAUACUCACCCUGAAGUUGUAGAUAGAUGGAUUAAAUAUUUGACAAUGAAUGCACCAGCUGGUAUUGGUAUGCGUGCAACAAAGAUCGAAUUUGAGUCACUGGGAAAAAAGUAAAUCUAGAAAGAAUAAACAACAGGUUCCAUUAUAUAACCAAAUUGUGACUAUGAUGUGAGUGUAGUGUGUGUGUGAGUGAGAGUGAAUGGGUGUGUGUGAGUAAAGGCACGUGGUGUGAGAUGUCUCUUAUUUUAAAC